AUGCCAUUCAAAUCAAAUCAUCAAUCAUCCAAUUCACCAUUCACUAUCUCAAAACCAAUCAAUCAAACCAUUGCCAACCCAUUACCUUUAUAUUUUGAUAAUUUAGAUUCAUUAGACUUCUUUUUCAAAAACAAUUCAAUUCAACCUUCAAAUCGAAAUCAUCAAUCAAAUCAAAAUCAAACCAAUCGAUCAAACCAUUCACGUAUCUUAAUAGCUCAUGAUUUCAAAGGAGGUUAUAAUGAUUCACCUUCAGAUCAAAGGGCUUAUACAUUUGAAUGGUUUUCAUACAUAGACACUUUUUCUCAUCAUCGAAUCACCAUUCCUCCACCUGAUUGGAUCACAGCUGCAAAAACUCAUCAUACAUCUAUUCUUGGUACUUUAAUCUUUGAACAUCAAACAUCAUUAUCAGAUCUAGAACUACUUUUAACCGGUCCAAAGAACUCACCAAUCCCAACACAUAAAUAUUUUAUAAACUUAAAACCUAUUAAAGGUUAUGAACCUUUGAAUCAAAUCUCAACUUAUUAUGCAGAUAGAUUGAUUGAUUUGGCUUUAUAUUUUGGAUUUCAUGGUUGGUUAUUGAAUUUUGAAAUCGACCUGAUCAAGUCUUUGGAUACUCACUCAGCUAGGUUAUCGGGUCAGAUUGCUAAGGCUCUUAGGAUUUGGGUGGAGUAUUUGAGAUUAGAGGGUAUCAAAAGAGUCGGUUCAAGUUGGGAAGUUUCUUGGUAUGAUUCAUUGUCUCAUGAGAAUGGAAGUUGUCAAUGGAGAUCAAGUUUAUAUAUCAAAGAUAAUUUGUUUUAUUAUGCUGCUGCUACUUCGAUUUUUUUAGAUUAUCAUUGGAAUUUAAAUUCGCCAAAUCGGACCUUAUCAAUACUUUCAAAACUUCAAGAAACUAUUAAUUCGAAACCAACAAAGGAAGAAAAAAGUUUAACUAUAAAUCUUGGUGAUGAUCCUUUCAAAUCUUUUAAAAAUAAAGCAAAAACUCGACUUGAGAAUCUAAAAACGAAUGUUUAUUUCGGGGUAGAUGUGUUUGGUCGAGGUUGUAUGUAUGGAGGAGGAUUUUCAAGUUGGAAAGCUAUUGAAUUAAUUCAAAAUCAAUAUGAUUUUAGUAUUGCACUCUUUGCACCAGGUUGGACAUGGGAAUCACAUCAUUUAGAUCCGAUUCGAUUGAAAUCAAAAGAUUGGUGGAAAUCUUGGUGGGAAGAAGAAAGGUUUCAAUGGGUUGGAAUUUCAGAUCUGAAAGCUAAACAACUUGGGAAUAGUUUUGUAGAUGGUUGUAGGAUUUCGAAAGAAGCUAAAGAAAAGGUUUUAACUAAGAGAGGUACUAGUGAUAGUGAAUUUCCUCAACAUUUACCGAUUUCUAGAUUCUUUAAUCCUUGGAAAAGGUUACCUAAGCUUGACCUUCCAGAUUGGUUUUAUACAAAUUAUUCUUUAGGAAGUGGAGGAAAUGGGUUUUGGAUUGAAGGAUCGAAUUCUUUGGGAAAUCAAAACACUUGGACUGAUAUGUCAUUUUGUUUUCCUAAGAAUGAUCUUUCUAUUAAUGAAGAAAGUAGAAGAGAGAAUGGAAACCAACCAUUUGUGAAACGGUUAGGAAGUUUAGUUUGGUGUGAGAAUGUGGAAGAUGUAGGUUGGUUUGGGAGUGGUUCGAUUAAGAUUGAAGAUCAAGAUGUUGAAGAAGAUCAGUUUAAGGAAUCGGUUGGGUUGGUUUGGAUGAAUACUUUACCGGUGAUGAUUAAUGGGGGUGUCGAAUGUCGAAUGAUAUGGAAAUCAAAUGAAAUUGAAAGUCAAGAAAAUGGAUCACUUGGGAUUGUUUUGGAUCUUGAUUUGAUGGAGAAGAAUGAUGAGAAAUCAGAUAAGAAGAUCGGAUUUGAAUGUUAUGAAUGUUUGAUUGAAUUGAUUGGUUUAGGAAUCGAUUUGGUGAAAGUGAAAGAUAUUAAAGUUGAAAAGUUAAAGAAUGGAUGGAAUGAAACGAGUUGUAAAAUAAUUGGUAAUCAAUCAGAUUUAAUGUAUAUCAAAAGGUUUGGGAUUAUGGUUCAAUCUGGGAAGAGAUUUCAACAUUAUUUAGGUGAAGUAGCUGUUUGGCCGAUUUCUAAUUCCAGAAGAAAAGAAGAAGAAGAAAUAAUUGAAGUGGAAUUUGAUCAAGUUCAUCAAGUCUUAAAAUGGAUUCAUGAACCUAGAUCUGAUUUGAUUGUUAUUCAAUAUUUGGUUUAUUUGGUUCACGAAAGUUUGAAUGAAAUUCACCAUGAAAUCUUUUUAGGUAGUAUUAGGGAUGGGUUUUUGAAUGUCAACAGAAAUGAAGAUCAAGGAAUGAAAAGAUUAUAUGAAUUUGAACUUGAGGAUUAUUUGAAACAGGUUAUGAUUGAUCAACAUCAACAUCAACAUCAGAAAAAGAAAUGGGUAGUUUUGAAAAGAGUAGAGAUUGAUGGAAGUUUAAAGGUUAUUAAGAUGAUUGAAAUUUAA
Messenger RNA from Melampsora larici-populina 98AG31, 2457 nucleotides. Its product is annotated as family 85 glycoside hydrolase. NCBI's taxonomy places the organism in Eukaryota, Fungi, Basidiomycota, Pucciniomycetes, Pucciniales, Melampsoraceae. Bases 1 to 2457 code for a protein of 818 amino acids. Gene Ontology annotation, molecular function: mannosyl-glycoprotein endo-beta-N-acetylglucosaminidase activity. The record is from RefSeq and is a predicted model, not a curated record. The transcript has 5 exons. Gene Ontology annotation, cellular component: cytoplasm. Gene Ontology annotation, biological process: protein deglycosylation.